AUGACUCAGGCUAUUGUGAAGCAUGAUAUCACAGGGCACUUUGAACUCAAACAGUACAUGGUGCAGCUGAUCCAGUCCACAGGGCAAUAUGUGGCUCUAUCUCAUGAAGAUCCGCAGAGGCAUAUUCAGAAUUUUUUGGAAAUUACGGACACUUACAAUUAUCCGAAUGUUUCCAAGGACUAUGUCAGGCUGACACUUUUUCCCUUUUCACUGCUUGGGGACGCUAAGGAGUGGUUGCAGAAGGAGCCCGCAAAAUCAAUCCGCACUUGGGAUGAUCUAGGUGAUUCACGAAAGGCAAUUAAGCAGAACUCAGCUGGAGUACUUGAGCUCGAUGACUUGACAGCCAUGAGAGCCGAUAUUGCAAAGUUGGGUAAUCAGAUGACUAGGAUGACAAUGCAGCAACCACAACCAAUGCAACAUGUACAACAAAUGGCUAAUUGCUGCGAAUUAUGUGGUGACAAUCAUAUGAGCGACAUGUGCCCUUCGAAUCCUGAAUCCAUAUACUAUGUGGGGCAGCAGAACAGAGGUCCACCGAAUCAGCAUGCACAGUAUGGGAAUUCUUACAAUCCAAAUUGGAGGAAUCAUCCCAACUUCUCAUGA
Nicotiana attenuata is the source of this 600-nucleotide messenger RNA. RefSeq lists its product as uncharacterized. The coding region runs from base 1 to 600 and encodes 199 amino acids. The record is from RefSeq and is a predicted model, not a curated record. NCBI's taxonomy places the organism in Eukaryota, Viridiplantae, Streptophyta, Magnoliopsida, Solanales, Solanaceae. The transcript is spliced from 2 exons.